AUGUAUGUCAAGUUGAUGCCCAACAAGGAGGCUGGAACUUUGACUGUCCCGGAUACUGGCAUUAACAUGACGAAAGCAGAUUUGGUUAAGAAUUUGGGUACGAUCGCUUCCUCUGGCACGAAGGCAUUUAUGGAGGCUCUGGCUGAUGGUGCAGAUAUAUCGAUGAUUGGUCAAUUUGGUGUAUGUUUCUAUUCUGCCUACCUUAUAUCCGACCGGGUUCAAGUAGUGACGAAAAAUAAUGAUGACGACCAGUACAUUUGGGAGUCGUCCGCUGGUGGAACUUUCACAAUCGCACCAGAUGACAGUGAGUUGCCAAAACGAGGCACUAAGGUGAUAUUGCAUCUCAAAGAAGAUCAACUAGAUUUUCUUGAAGAGCGAAAAAUUCGAGAUAUAGCGAAGAAACAUUCUAAUUUUAUUGACUAUCCCAUCAAGCUGGUUGUUAAUAAAGAGCGAACCAAGGAAGUGUCUGAUGAUUAG
Molecule: messenger RNA, 477 nt
Organism: Schistosoma curassoni
Lineage: Eukaryota; Metazoa; Platyhelminthes; Trematoda; Strigeidida; Schistosomatidae
Source: the annotation of a GenBank genome assembly